AUGGGGAGGUGUACAAUGAUGCAGCUCAUGGUUUUCGCAAUAUUGUUCGUCGGCGCGACGAAGAGGGCCGAGUCGCGGUUAGAUUCGAGCUUCGACAAGCGUCGACGGAGCCUCCUCGCCAACGGGCUCGGCUUAACGCCUCAAAUGGGUACAGCUGAUGCUUUGGUCUCUACUGGGCUUGCAAAGCUUGGAUACAAGUAUGUCAAUUUAGAUGAUUGCUGGGGAAACUACAAUCGCACACCAGAGGGUAAUUUACUUGGAAAUGAGAUAACAUUUCCGUCGGGAAUCAAAGCUCUCGCCGAUUACGUGCACAGCAAAGGGCUCAAGUUAGGAAUAUAUUCUUCUGCAGGGUUCCGAACAUGCAGCAAUCGAAUGCCGGGAUCGCUUGGCUACGAAGAAAAAGAUGCUAAAACCUUUGCUUCAUGGGGAGUUGAUUACCUGAAAUAUGAUAAUUGUUACACCGACGGAUCGAAUGUGACGAAGAGAUUCCCUGCAAUGUCUCGAGCACUAAGGAAGGUCGAUCACCCGAUCUUUUACUCUCUGUGCGAAUGGGGAUGGGCAGAGCCAGCAUUGUGGGGUAACAUGUUUGGGAAUAGUUGGAGAACAACCACUGAUAUUAAUGAUACAUGGAUUAGCAUCAUGUGGAACAUUGAUGAGAACGAAAAGUACGCAAAGUACGCAAAACCUGGUGGUUGGAAUGAUCCUGAUAUGCUAGAAAUAGGAAAUGGAGGAAUGACAAAAGAUGAAUACAUUGUUCAUUUCAGCUUAUGGGCCAUUUCUAAGGCUCCCCUCAUUAUCGGAUGCGAUGUGCGGAACAUGUCGAAGGAGACUUACGAGAUUCUGACGAAUGCAGAAGUUAUCGCGAUCAACCAAGAUUCCAUCGGCGUUCAAGUGCGCAAAGUAAAGAAAGAAGGAGAUCUCGAGGUAUGGGCCGGGCCGCUUUGCGAAGAGCGAAGAGUAGUCCUUUUGUUAAACCGAGCCGACAAGGGAUCGAGCCCGAUGACGGCCCAUUGGAAGGACAUAGGAAUUCCCUCUGGCACAGUUGUUGAAGCAAGAGAUGUUUGGAAGCAUAAGACACUGAAAGAGAAGCUCACAGGGAAGAUAACGGCGACGGUGGCGGCCCAUUCAUGCAAACUUUUUGUGCUAAAACCGAUCCAUUAACUGAUAUCAGAUUUUAUUUAUUUUAUUUUUUUGUUUUGUUUUGCUUUUGUUUUAAUAUAAAGUUAGGUCCCAAGAUCAGAAAUUCUAUGUCUUUAGUGUUUUUUGUUUUGCUUUUGUUUUUUUAGUAUAAAGUAAGGUCCCAGGAUCAGUAAUUCUAUGUCUUUAGUGUUUUAGUUUGAUUUAUUGGAUGUGGGGUGAAUAAACUGAGAUUAUUCUUUGUUUAAUUCGCUCUGUGUAAGAUGGUGUUGAACUGUUAAAUUUUCUAUAAAACCAUAAGUAAAUGAUGGUUUAUCAA
Ananas comosus (pineapple) is the source of this 1456-nucleotide messenger RNA. Its product is annotated as alpha-galactosidase 1-like. The transcript is spliced from 14 exons. The coding region runs from base 1 to 1161 and encodes 386 amino acids. NCBI's taxonomy places the organism in Eukaryota, Viridiplantae, Streptophyta, Magnoliopsida, Poales, Bromeliaceae. Gene Ontology annotation, molecular function: hydrolase activity, hydrolyzing O-glycosyl compounds. The record is from RefSeq and is a predicted model, not a curated record. Gene Ontology annotation, biological process: carbohydrate metabolic process.